This is a messenger RNA of Arabidopsis arenosa, 1504 nucleotides long. NCBI's taxonomy places the organism in Eukaryota, Viridiplantae, Streptophyta, Magnoliopsida, Brassicales, Brassicaceae. The record is from the annotation of a GenBank genome assembly.
AGAGAUCAUUCCACAGUCCUACAAAUAAAGGAAACAUACCACUGAAAAUUUUGAAGGAUGGAACCAACUUCAAACCCAAUCUACUCUCAACACGUGGCCGUGAUUGGAGCCGGAGCAGCCGGUCUCAUAACAGCUAGAGAGCUCCUUCGUGAAGGUCACACCGUCGUCGUCUUUGAACGGGAGAAAGAAGUGGGAGGUCUUUGGAUCUAUUCACCUAAAACCGAAUCCGACCCGCUUAGCCUAGAUCCGAACCGAUCCAUAGUACAUUCGAGCGUCUACGACUCUCUUCGAACCAAUAUCCCGAGAGAAAGUAUGGGUGUCAGGGACUUCCCGUUUUUGCCACGGUUCGAUGACGAGUCAAGAGACCCGAGACGCUAUCCAAAUCACAGGGAAGUUCUUGCGUACCUUCAAGACUUUGCUAGAGAGUUUAAAAUAGAGGAGAUGAUCCGGUUCGAGACCGAGGUGGUUCGGGUUGAACCUGUUGACGGGAAAUGGAGUGUCCAGUCCAAAAAAUCGGGAGAUAGUUCCAACGAUGAGAUCUUUGACGCCGUUGUGGUUUGCAGUGGACAUUAUACAGAACCAAACGUCGCUCAUAUUCCUGGUAUAAAAUCGUGGCCAGGAAAGCAGAUCCAUAGCCACAACUACAGAGUUCCUGGUCCAUACGAAAACGAGGUGGUGGUAGUGAUCGGAAAUUUUGCAAGCGGUGCUGAUAUUAGUAGGGACAUAGCUCAGGUCGCUAAAGAAGUUCAUAUUGCGUCUAGAGCGAGUGAAUCUGAUACAUACAAAAAGCUUCCCGUGCCUCAUAACAACCUAUGGAUUCAUUCCGAGAUAGACACCGCCCAUGAAGAUGGGUCAAUUGUUUUUAAAAACGGGAAGGUGGUAUAUGCUGAUAGCAUUGUGUAUUGCACUGGAUAUAAGUAUCACUUCCCAUUUCUUGAAACCAAUGGCUAUAUAAGCAUUGAUGAAAACCGCAUUGAACAUCUAUACAAGCAUGUUUUUCCGCCCGCGCUUGCACCUGGUCUUUCUUUCAUUGGUUUACCAGCGAUGGGUAUACAGUUUGUUAUGUUUGAAAUCCAAAGCAAAUGGGUGGCAGCAGUCUUGUCAGGACGGGUUAAACUUCCCUCACAAGAUAAGAUGAUAGAAGACAUUAAUUCGUGGUAUGCAUCGCUUCAUGCGUUAGGUCUUCCCAAAAGAUAUACACAUAAAUUGGGUAAAAUUCAGUCUGAGUACCUGAAUUGGAUCGCGGAAGAAUGUGGUUGUCCGCUCGUUGAACAUUGGAGAAAUCAACAAAUCGUCCGCGGAUACGAGAGACUUGUCUCCCAACCAGAAACUUAUAGGGAUGAAUGGGACGACAAUGAUCUUAUGGAAGAAGCUUACGAGGAAUUUGGUAGGAAUAAGUUAAUUAGUAAGAAUGGAUUCUCUUCCUUUCAGGGUUGAUUGAUUAAUUAUACUGCAAAACUAUCAAAUGCUUUGCAUAGGAGGAUUACCUCUAAGGCAUGAUGCC